Messenger RNA from Cucurbita pepo subsp. pepo (vegetable marrow), 1462 nucleotides. Its product is annotated as bifunctional dTDP-4-dehydrorhamnose 3,5-epimerase/dTDP-4-dehydrorhamnose reductase. Gene Ontology annotation, biological process: S-adenosylmethionine biosynthetic process. Gene Ontology annotation, molecular function: methionine adenosyltransferase regulator activity. Gene Ontology annotation, cellular component: methionine adenosyltransferase complex. The record is from RefSeq and is a predicted model, not a curated record. Lineage: Eukaryota; Viridiplantae; Streptophyta; Magnoliopsida; Cucurbitales; Cucurbitaceae.
AAAGGUUUGGAAUUGUUUCAGAUCGAGGAACAAACUUGUAACUUUAAGGAGAGAGGUUGCUUGAAUUUUGAUUUGGCAGUUAAAUUUUGGAAUCGGAAAUUUGUUUUUAUAAUUCAUAAAAUUCACACCCCACGUUAAUUCACCCUGAAACCGAAACCGAAAUAUUAGUUUUUAAUUCGCACAAAAAUGUGUGUGUGUUUUGAGUUGGUAUUCUGUGUUAUAUAAAUCUUCAGGAUUCAGAUUGAAGAAGUGGUUCAAUUCUCCCAUUUCCUCGGAAUCUCUUCUUCCUUCUUCCUUCUCUUCUUCCUUCUCUUCUUCUGCCAUGGGUAUUCUCGCUGACAGUGGCUCAGGUCCUCUCAAGUUCUUGAUUUACGGCCGGACCGGCUGGAUUGGCGGUUUGCUUGGCCAGCUCUGUCAACAACAGGGGAUCGAUUUCGUGUAUGGUUCCGGCCGCCUCGAGAACCGCACCUCCCUCGAGGCCGACAUCGCCGCCGUCAAGCCCACCCAUGUCUUCAACGCCGCCGGCGUCACCGGCCGCCCGAAUGUCGACUGGUGCGAAUCGCAUAAGGUUGAGACCAUUAGAACCAAUGUGGUCGGAACCUUGAACUUGGCCGAUGUGUGCCGCGAGAGAGGGUUGAUCUUAAUUAAUUACGCCACUGGCUGCAUUUUCGAGUACGAUUCGGCGCAUCCUCUCAAUUCGGGGAUUGGAUUCAAAGAGGAUGAAAUCCCUAAUUUCAUUGGGUCCUUUUAUUCCAAGACUAAAGCCAUGGUGGAGGAUCUGCUGAAGAACUACGAGAACGUGUGCACAUUGCGCGUUAGGAUGCCGAUAUCCUCCGACUUAUCGAACCCUCGCAACUUCAUCACGAAGAUAACUAGAUAUGAGAAGGUGGUCGACAUCCCGAACUCGAUGACGAUCUUGGAUGAACUCCUGCCGAUAUCGAUCGAAAUGGCAAAAAGAAAUCUCACAGGAAUAUGGAAUUUCACGAAUCCAGGAGUGGUGAGCCACAAUGAGAUCUUGGAGAUGUACAAGCAAUUCAUCGACCCCAAUUUGACAUGGAAGAACUUCAGCCUGGAGGAGCAAGCCAAAGUGAUCGUAGCUCCUCGGAGCAACAACGAGAUGGAUGCGACCAAGUUGAAGACCGAAUUCCCGGAGCUGUUGUCCAUCAAGGACUCCCUGGUCAAGCAUGUCUUCAAGCCAAACCAGAAAACUUCUGCAGCUUAGAAUCAAUCAAUCAAUCAAUCAAUGGUAUUUGGCUUCUCUAUAUAUCUUUCAUUUGGCAUUUGGGUUCUUGAAUUUCAAAUAUUUUCCGUGUUCGUUCCCAUAGGAGGUAGACUUUAAAUUAUGAUCCAUUUUUGAAUCCCAUAUCUACUAGUUUUUUGUUUGUCUGUUUGAUGGUAACACAAUGUUGAAUAAAAGUAGAGUGAAAGAAGAAGAUGUAGCAUUUGUGGUGGUGCUUUAUGA